UCGCACAGUUCUUUCUGCGCCGCUGAGGUGGCAGGUCGCGAAAAAAUUUAGUAACCGCUAAGCUACUAAGUAAAACUUUACUGUUCACGUAGUUAAUAAACCCUCGAUUUGAACAUGGGUGACAUGUUCCGCAGCGAGAAGAUGGCCCUGUGCCAGCUGUUCAUCCAGCCGGAGGCGGCAUACGCCUCCAUCGCCGAGCUGGGCGAAAGUGGAUGUGUCCAGUUUCGCGAUCUGAACGACGAGGUCAAUGCCUUCCAGCGGAAGUACGUCAACGAGGUCAGGAGAUGCGACGACAUGGAGCGGCGCCUCCGGUACGUGGAGUCCGAGAUGAAGAAGGACGAGGUAACGCUGCCGGUACUGCCACCGGGAGAGGAGCCCAGUGCCCCCAAUCCCCGAGAGAUCGUAGACCUGGAAGCUCAUCUGGAGAAGACCGACAAUGAACUGCGCGAAAUGUCCGCCAACGGAGCCAGUUUGGAUGCCAACUUCCGGCACAUGCAAGAACUCAAAUACGUGCUGGAGAACACUGAAGGCUUCUUCUCAGAUCAGGAAGUCAUUAAUCUGGACGUCAACCGAAAACUCGACCCAGAGGACCCUGCAAACUUGCCAGGAGCCGCCCAGCGGGGUCAACUGGCCUUUGUUGCUGGCGUUAUUAAGCUGGAGAGAUACUUCAGUUUCGAGCGCAUGCUGUGGCGCAUUUCCAGGGGAAACAUCUUCCUGCGGAGAGCCGACAUCGAUGGCCUUGUCGCCGACGAGGAGACCGGAAGACCCGUGCUGAAGACCGUCUUCGUGGCCUUCUUCCAGGGCGAACAACUGAAGCAGCGGAUCAAGAAGGUCUGCACGGGCUAUCAUGCCGCCGUGUAUCCGUGUCCGAGCUCGCAUGCGGAGCGAACAGAGAUGAUCAAGGAUGUGAAUGUCCGUCUGGAGGACCUCAAGUUGGUGCUCAGCCAGAGUGCCGAUCACCGCAGCCGGGUUUUGAACUCAGCCUCCAAGCAUUUGCCACGCUGGUCGAUUAUGGUGCGCAAAAUGAAGGCCAUCUAUCACAUCCUGAACUUCUUCAAUCCCGAUGUGACGGGCAAGUGCCUGAUUGGCGAGGGUUGGGUGCCCACCAACGAUAUUCCCACGGUCCAGGAUGCACUGGCUCGCGCCUCGAAGAUCUCGGAGAGCUCCAUACCGGCUUUCAUGAACGUCAUCGAGACGAAUGAGAUGCCCCCAACAUACACGAGAACCAAUAAAUUCACCAAUGGCUUCCAGAACUUGAUCGACUCGUAUGGCAUGGCCUCCUAUAGAGAAGUGAAUCCGGCUCUGUACGCCUGCAUCACAUUCCCCUUCCUGUUCGCCGUGAUGUUUGGUGACUUGGGACACGGCCUAAUCCUUCUGCUCUUCGCCUCAUGGCUGAUCAUCAAGGAAAAGCAGCUGGCUUCGAUCAAGGAGGAGAUCUUCAACAUAUUUUUCGGCGGCCGAUACAUCAUCUUCCUCAUGGGCAUUUUCUCCAUUUACACCGGAUUCAUUUACAACGAUGUGUUCUCAAAGUCCAUGAAUAUAUUCGGGUCCGCCUGGCACAUGAACUAUACGAGGGAUGUGGUUCAGGACGAAAACCUCAAGUAUAUCACGCUGAGGCCAAACGAUACUGUUUACAAGACCUAUCCCUUCGGCAUGGAUCCCAUUUGGCAACUGGCCGACAACAAGAUCAUCUUCUUGAACACCUUUAAGAUGAAGCUGUCGAUCAUUGUGGGCGUCAUCCACAUGAUCUUUGGCGUCUCCAUGUCGGUGGUCAACUUUGUCUACUACAAGAAGUACGCAAGUAUCUUCCUAGAGUUCCUGCCCCAAGUCCUGUUCCUUCUGCUGUUGUUCGGAUACAUGGUCUUCAUGAUGUUCUUUAAGUGGGUCGUUUACAACGACACCGUUGAAGGAGCGCUUUCGCCGGCUUGUGCUCCGUCCAUCCUGAUCCUGUUCAUCAACAUGAUACUGCAAGGCAGUCAGGACACUCCGGAGCCCUGCAAGGAGUUCAUGUUCGACGGUCAGAAGAGCAUCCAACAGGUCUUUGUGAUCAUUGCCGUCAUUUGCAUUCCUUGGAUGCUUCUGGGAAAACCGCUGUACAUCAUGAUCAAGCGCAAGAUGAACGGGGCUCCCCCACCAAAACCCACCAGCGGUGGAGGCGAGGGUCAUGGUGAGGACGACGCCAUGGGCGAGAUCUUCAUCCACCAGGCCAUCCACACCAUCGAGUAUGUCCUGAGUACGGUUUCCCACACGGCGUCGUACCUCCGAUUGUGGGCCUUGUCAUUGGCUCACGCACAGCUCUCCGAAGUGCUGUGGAACAUGGUGUUCUCCAUGGGAUUCAAGUACGACAGCUACAUUGGCGGCGUUCUCAUCUACGUAUUCUUUGGAGCCUGGGCGUUGCUCACAGUCGGCAUCCUGGUGCUCAUCGAAGGACUCUCGGCCUUCCUGCACACACUGCGUUUGCACUGGGUGGAGUUCAUGAGCAAGUUCUACGAGGGCGCUGGUUACGCCUUUGAGCCUUUUGCCUUUAAGACCAUUUUGGAUGUCAGCGAUGAUGACUAGGAGCUUGGCACCAGAGGUCAAAGGGGAAAGACAGGGCGCAGGACGCACUAUCUUAAAGCAUUUUCAGUUUAUUCCGCUCUAUCUUUCGUUCUUUCACGGAAAAAUAAAUUUCGUAUGCAUACACAA
Drosophila erecta is the source of this 2685-nucleotide messenger RNA. RefSeq names its product V-type proton ATPase 116 kDa subunit a (gene Vha100-5). Gene Ontology annotation, biological process: proton transmembrane transport; vacuolar acidification. Bases 115 to 2559 code for a protein of 814 amino acids. Gene Ontology annotation, molecular function: proton-transporting ATPase activity, rotational mechanism; ATPase binding. Gene Ontology annotation, cellular component: vacuolar proton-transporting V-type ATPase, V0 domain; vacuolar proton-transporting V-type ATPase complex; plasma membrane. NCBI's taxonomy places the organism in Eukaryota, Metazoa, Arthropoda, Insecta, Diptera, Drosophilidae. The transcript is spliced from 4 exons. The record is from RefSeq and is a predicted model, not a curated record.